AGAAUGUGUGUCUGUUAAGUUAACGCUUCUGAAUUAAGUAUUACGUUGUAUUCAAAGGAACAUAUGACUUAUACCAAUAGCUACUGCAAACUUUUUAAGCAUAAUUUUAUUAUUGAAAAUACCAGCAUCAUAAAUGGACAGACAUGGCUUUAAGCUAGGAACACAGACGUUACGACUUUUUUCGCGGGUGAAAAAAAAAUGACGGCUUAUUUCUAAUAAUAACUUUUGUAUUAGGUGUGCUAUUUGUUUACGAUAUCUUAUUAGAACACACACAUUUUCUACAUGUAAAAAAUUAUCUAGAAAAAACCAAUGCAGCUGAUAACCAAAUUGUUUUUGUUUUCAACAAACUACAACCGAGCGCUGGACUAGCUUUUGUCAAGGCAUUAUUUUCCGUUAAAAAAGCGUUAAAAUUCGAUUCAUUGAUUGGUCAGAUUUGUUCUCUUUGAUUUGGCAUGCUGAAUUUAAAAUCGUUAUUGUUCAAAACAAAUUAUAUGAAAAAUAUUGUAAACUUUGAAAUAGUUUGUUUUUAUUUCUUCUUAGUAGAGCACUGUUGGCGUUAUUUUAAUUUUAUGAUGCGAAUUUUUUUAAUUCAUCAUAUAAAUUGUGGUUGUCUAUUUUAAAAUGCAAAAACAGAAUUGUCAAAGUACCUGUUUUUUGAUUCUCAAAAAUUCGAGGUAUUAAAUUUUGCAAUUUUUUAUUCAGUUAAAUCGAUUAAAAAAACAAGACCCAGUUAUUUUGAAGACAAAAAAACUAGAAAUAAAAACUAUUAUUUGAAUUGAUUGAAUAGCAUUUUAUUGUCACGUACGAAGGUUUACUUUUUGAUAAUACUGUUGAAUUACUACAGGUCAAAUUUACCAGUAUUUCACUCAAAUAUUGGUUGAGUCAAUGGUCUCUAAGUAGAAUACGAUGGACACUUAAAUUUUAAAAACUAAAAUCAGCCUUCAGUUUAUAAGACUAACAGAUAGAAAGCAGUGCACUGGUAUCUCGUAUUUGGAAAUACGCAUAUACGAAUAAGGUAUAUCGAUUUCAACUUAUCUAGUUAUCUAGUUAUUUCAAACCACAAGUUCUAUACCACAAGUUAAAAAAGAAAUGCGACCAGUAGUAAAAGUGCAUCUUAUAGACGAAACUACAAUACUGGAAAUUCCAAUCGAAGAAAUAAAUCAUGAAAAGGAACAUUGUACAUUAUAUGAUGUCAAAAAAUAUCUGCAAAAACAUUCCAAGAUCAAGCAUAUUUAUGGAACAAAUGUUCGGUGGUCAAUUGUAAAAAAGUGUUCUCACAAAAGAUGGGAGAAAGUGAGCAGUACCAGAAAGUUAUUUGCAAAGGAAUUUUUAGAGAAAGGUAUCUAUAUUGCGAACGAUUUAGUUUUCUCCAAGGCUUUGUCAAUAAGAAAAAGGAUUAAAGAGUCGGCCAGAAGUUCGUCCUCAAAUUAUGCAACGACUUUUGGCGGAUCUGAGACAAAUGCGGUUGUAUCGCACGAAGGUCGUGUGGUAGUCUCUGGAGAUCUAACACCACCAUCAUGUUCCACUCUAGUCGAAGCUGGAUGUAACAAAAUCACCGAAAUUUUGACGAAAGAGAAUUUGCCAUCAGAAACGGUCAAAGGCAAUAAAGAAUUUUCGAUCAUUAUCCACUUUUUAAAUGUGUCUUACGAAUUCUUCCUCCCAGAGAAUAGUACAGUACUAAGUGCUAAAAAAAUGCUGGCAUCUCAUUUCAAAUAUACAGAUCCAGAAUGUAUACAGCUAUAUCAAGUAAUUUCUGGAUUCGAAAGAUUUCUUCCUAAUGAAGUAGAUUUGAUCGACUAUGCACACACUCAUGGGCGGAUAGUAAUGACGGAUACUAUACAACUCGAAGCCAGGAAAAAUUGUUGGUUACCACGGUUCAGUACCAUUUACUCUGUAAAUUCGGUGGUAUCGUUGAUUUCUAAUUUGCAAAAGGGCAACAAGCUGUCACACGCUUCUAUGAACACGAUAGCAGAAAUGUUUUUUUCCAACAAUCCAAUCUUUGUUAUGGCAUUAGAAGAAUGCUGGAUAUAUGAGGAAUCCGAGUUAUGGUUAGGUUUUGAAGGGUUCAAUUACCCAAUUUUGAAAUUUUCUAACAGUCCUUUGGAUCAGCACGAAGAGUACGUGAAGCGCAUCAGGCUAAAAAAUCUCAUAUCUGACUAUCUCUCGAUAGAAGUGAUAUUGUAUCCAUCGAAGGGUGAUUUUUUGGGAUACAAGCAAAGCCAGAAGGUGCUCAGACCCCACGAAGAAGCCCGUAUUAGCUUUUAUUUGGUCCCGCUAUUAUCUUCUAUUACGACUGGAUUAAUUAUUAUAUCGUGCUGUAAACUCCAAGAGUCAGGCCGGCAGACAAAUUCGUGUCAAUACUACAUUGUAAAAUAUCAAGAACAAGUUCUUAUAGCUAAGGAGUCCAAGUAUUGGCGGAUUGUGCUGAGUGAGCUAUUGGAAGACAGAAAACACAUUUUAGGGAUGGGUUCAUCUUCUGUGGUCUAUAAAGCAAAUUUGUACGGCCAGGAGCUAGCAUGCAAGGUUUUAAAGGAGCAAGGUAAUCUCGGCGACAUGAAUACAUUUUUUCGAGAAGUGGAGCAUUUAUGCAAUCCAGACCUUCGGCAUCCAAAUAUCAUUAUGUUUUACGGUGCAUCUGAUCGCCGCCCGUUUAGGAUCAUUACUGAAUUGCUGGAGUGCACACUUACGUCGUUGCUUAGAGCAGAACACAUUGAGGUGGAAAAAAGGUUUCAUUCUGGCCUUACAUGGAAGAGAAGAAUCCAGCUUGCGCUCGACAUUAUAUGCGCUGUCGAGCAUUUGCAUAAAUGUGGCUAUGUACACCGCGAUUUGAAGAGUUUGAACAUCAUGAUUAGCAGUAACUUUACUGCAAAGAUAGCCGAUCUAGGAAAUUCCGAGAAACUAAACAGCGAGGGCAAAACGCGGGGUAUAGUAGGAACAGUGCCCUGGAUGGCGCCGGAGGUCAUCCUUUCGGAGGAAUAUGGAACAUCUGCUGACAUCUACUCGUUCGGUGUAACAUUAUUUGAAAUAGUUUCCAAAAAACCACUAUUUGAUCACUGUAUAUAUACAGAAAAAUUCGAAUUGUACGAGCAAAUCAACAAAUGGUAUGAAGGUCUUAGUGAAGAACCAGAGAAGAUAUUGGGAAGUCUAGUGAUGAAAUGCUGCCAUAAGAUACCCAACUAUCGAUGUGUCAUUUCUGAAAUUUACAUGGAUCUUAAAAAAGCGUUGAGCAUUGCCGAGAGAACUAGUAAUAAAGCUAAUUGAGAGAAGGAAAACGAA
This is a messenger RNA of Schistocerca gregaria, 3276 nucleotides long. Its product is annotated as tyrosine-protein kinase Fer-like. The transcript has 8 exons. NCBI's taxonomy places the organism in Eukaryota, Metazoa, Arthropoda, Insecta, Orthoptera, Acrididae. The record is from RefSeq and is a predicted model, not a curated record. Gene Ontology annotation, biological process: protein phosphorylation. Gene Ontology annotation, molecular function: protein kinase activity; ATP binding. The coding region runs from base 1090 to 3261 and encodes 723 amino acids.